AUGGUGAAGCGACUCCCUCUCAGCUGUGAAAAUUGUCGCCAGAGAAAAAUUCGCUGUCUAGGCUCAGGUGUUCCAUGUGUCACCUGUCAAAGACGCGGGGUAGCACUUACGUGUCAUUUUAAACGCGACCUUCUCCCGAAUUCAGGUCCAGAAAACUCUCAUGAUGAUCUCCUUCAGCGAAUCUCGAACUUGGAGGAGUUGUUACAGCAAAACAUUGACCUAACGGCCACCUCGAUUACCUUGCAACAAAACAUCACCUCGCAAUCGGCUGAUGCGCAGAUUGAUCUUUCUGUGCAACAGAAUACGUCUUCCCGGACACCCACGUCAAUCCCAAGCGCUAGUCUUGGUCAGCCAUAUGAUCCCCCUAAGUCUCAACAAAAUUCGGCGGGUAGCAUUAUCACCUCUUCUACAGGCCACAUUCGCUAUGUUCCUUCCAACUCCAGGAACGACGCGGAUCUCCUGGAUCGGUUUCAGAAUCCUGUUCCCUCAGGAAGCACAUCGGAUUUUCCUUUCGGCUCCGAAACAUCUGGGUUCAAUCAAGCUAUUCUGGAUAUUUUCCCACCAUCGCGCCAAUGUGACGAGCUCCUUACUGUAUUUCUGCAAGUCUUUUCUCCUCUUUUCCACAUCGUGGUUGAGCCCAGAUUUCAAUGCGCAUAUUUCGAGUUCAAAAAAAAUCGCCAAGCUGCUCCCAAAGCUUUCAUCGGUCUUCUCUUUGUGACAUUGGCACUUGCUAUAACCGCACUCCGUCCAGAAGACCCCCUAUUAUCGGACUUGGGAGGGGGGGGCUCAUCGGCAGCGAAUGCCAAAUCACUAGCACUAAAAUAUCGGUCGGCAGCGAUGAAAUGUCUAGCAGCAGAUGACUUCUUGUGGCAGCACAAUUUGUACACAUUGCAAUGUCUUGUUUUUCUUAUCUACGCUAUCAACCACGCUCAGGGUCCAGCGUGGUCAUUACUUGGAACAACGCUCAACAUUGCCGUGGCAAUCGGGUGUCAUGUUGAUCCUGCUCGGCUGAACGUGACCUUUGUUGAAGCCGAAGAGAGACGGCGAGCUUGGGCCGGUCUGAUGAUGUUGUUCACCAUUCAAAACACUUGCCUAGGCAACAUAGCUCCAUUUGAUAUCAAUAACGAUGUGCGACUUCCAUUAGAUAUGGAAGAUGAAGACAUAACGUCCCAGUCAUUUUCUCUGGACGACAUGGACAUUGUCGACAUACAGGCGGAGAACAGACCGCCCACCAAAAUGUCUUAUAUUCUCUUCAAAUUUAGGCUUUACAAAAUUGCAUCUGACAUCUGUCGUUUGGCUUCAGCUCAGUCCUCAUGGCCUCAGUUCAGCCACAUUCGCAAUCUGGACGAACGACUUCAUGCCGAGAUGAGAGAGCAGAAUAAGCGCUUUGGUGGGCACUCCAAUCUUCCAGUGUACCAUCGGGCACACUCAUACAUUCUGAAUAACUAUACAAACCACCUACUGUUACUUUUGCAUCGACCAAGUCUUGCUACUCAGGACCCCAUGAGUCUUGAGAACACAAGCAUCAGCUGGGAGCGAUGUGAGCAGGCGGCUUGUCUCAUCAUUUCUAAUUACGAAAAUCUCCAUACUUUGCAGGAGUUCAGAUCUUACAGCUGGUAUACACAUGGCAUUGGAGCAUUUCAUGCCUUCUUCGCAAUGACCACUUUGAUGAUCUUGCUAGGCCAGACCGAAGAAGGCGCUUUACCAGAGCAGGCUAUCAUUCAAGCUGUACAAAGCUGCUUGACAAGGUUCAAAGAAGCAACUCCGUUCAGUGAGAUUUGCGAUCGCGCAUACCAAAUUUUGUCUCCCUUAGUUACUGGGGAGGUUUACCAGCCUGGCUUGUCAUCUGGGCAACAGUCAGCUACGCCGGGAAUCGGCAGUUCUGAGGAACCGAGUUUCCAGCCUAUGGCUAAGUAUACAGGAGAAGAAUGUGGUGGAUAUCCUCCAGAUACGUGGGCUCUCUCAGAGGACCUGGAACAAGUUAUGUUCAAGGUUUCGUGUGAGCAAUGGCUAUCUCCGACGGCAUUCCCAUGGGCGGAUAUUCUAUAG
Molecule: messenger RNA, 2049 nt
Organism: Penicillium maclennaniae
Lineage: Eukaryota; Fungi; Ascomycota; Eurotiomycetes; Eurotiales; Aspergillaceae
Product: Zn(II)2Cys6 transcription factor
Exons: 1
Coding region: 1-2049 (682 amino acids)
Biological process (GO): regulation of DNA-templated transcription; DNA-templated transcription
Cellular component (GO): nucleus
Molecular function (GO): DNA-binding transcription factor activity, RNA polymerase II-specific; DNA binding; zinc ion binding
Source: RefSeq, a predicted model, not a curated record